Lepisosteus oculatus (spotted gar) is the source of this 3316-nucleotide messenger RNA. NCBI's taxonomy places the organism in Eukaryota, Metazoa, Chordata, Actinopteri, Semionotiformes, Lepisosteidae. The record is from RefSeq and is a predicted model, not a curated record.
GUGACCAGACAUUUUUGAAGAGAGCAGAGGGUUACACAGUGAGGUCCUGUGGCAGUGAAGGACCAUUUCAGCCACUCAGGUCUGGGGCUGAGAUAAAGGGAGCCGUGUACACACAGCAAAAAUGUCAAUAUUCAUGUUCGUUAACAAGAUGAAAUAGACAAAAAAACAGUACAGCAGGAGAGACAGGUCCGACAGGCAGAGUAUAAAAUUCAUCUUUUGCUGAAUUCAACAGUGUGGACAGAAUAUGAAGAAAAAGUGGAUUCUGUUCAUUGUCCUGGCUUGGCACCAAACCUUUUGCUUAACAGUUGCCAAAUUUACAACCACGUCUGUCUCAACUACAGACAUCGAUGAGUGUGCAGCCAAUCCCUCAAUCUGUGGUCCCAACGCACGAUGUACCAACACUGCUGGGAGCUACAGCUGCUCCUGUGACACUGGAUACACGCCCCCUGCUGGAGUCACUCUGACCAGCAGCUCAAACCCCUGUCAAGACACUGAUGAGUGUGCAGUCAAUCCCUCAAUCUGUGGUCCAAAUGCACAAUGUACCAACACUGCUGGGAGCUACAGCUGCUCCUGUGACACUGGAUACACGCCCCCUGCUGGAGUCACUCUGAUCAACAGCACAAACCCCUGCCAAGAUAUUGACGAGUGUACAGCCAAUCCCUCAAUCUGUGGCCCAAAUGCAACAUGUACCAACACUGCUGGGAGCUACAGCUGCUCCUGUGACACUGGAUACACGCCCCCCGCUGGAGUCACUCUGACAAGCAGCUCAAAACCUUGUGGAGAUAUUGACGAGUGUACAGCUGAUCCCUCAAUCUGCGGUCCAAAUGCAACAUGUACCAACACUGCUGGGAGCUACAGCUGCACCUGUGACACUGGAUACAAGCCCCCUGCUGGAGUCACUCUGACCAGCAGCUUGAACCCCUGUGAAGACAUUGAUGAGUGUGUGUUCACAUCCUCCAUCUGUGGUCCAAAUGCAUUGUGUAGCAACACUAUAGGGAGUUUUACCUGCUCUUGUGAUACUGGAUACGUCCCCCCUACUGGAGCCAAACUGCUGAGCAUUAUUAAUCCAUGUCAAGAUAUCAAUCAGUGUAAAACAAACAACCAAUCAACCUGUGGUCCAAACGCACAAUGUAUCUUCAAUGACCAGAGCUACAACUGUUCCUGCGAUACUGGAUAUAUCCCCCCUACUGGAGCAUUAGUGACAACCGAUUUAUUCCCAUGUCAAGAUGUGAAUGACUGCAUUAACAAUAACAUCUCAGUCUGCGGUAAACACGCAAAGUGCUCAUUCACCGGUCAAAGUUACACCUGUUCCUGCACUUCUGGGUUCACCCCCCCAACUGAAGUCCCCCAGGCCAGCUACUCCUACCCAUGUAAAGAUUUCAAUGAGUGUAAACAGUAUCCUAACAUCUGUCCAGGGAGCACCUGUAUCAACACCAUCGGGGCUUAUAAGUGUGUGAUUAUUUCCUAUGGAUUUGGGGGAGGAGGUGGUCCAAGACCAGAUAUUAACGAGUGUGCAGCCAAUCCCUCAAUCUGUGGUCCUAACGCACAAUGUAUCAACACCGCUGGGAGCUACAGCUGCUCCUGUGAAGCUGGAUAUGCUGCCCCUCCAGGAGUCACGCUGACCAGCAGCUCGAACCCGUGUCAAGUGAAAAGCCGAGUCAAAAUAAGGGUGAAAUUCACUCUGGACCAGGCUUUGAAUCCUAAUGAUCCAGAUAUUCAGGGGUACAUUUUAAUGAAGUUCAAUGAGGAGAUGUCCAAGAGAGUUUCAAUGGAAGCCACAACACUGAGCUGGAGUGUGAAGGAUGGGCAGAUCUUGUACAAGGAGAAGGAAGAAGAUCAAUGUGGGGCUCAAUGACAUCCUGCCAGUCAAACAGUGGCCACAGAACCACUAUCCUUAUGUAAAGGACAUGGAAGACAGCAAGACAAUGGUGAGAAAAAAGAGAUGGUCACCAUAAAAGACUGCAUUAGUUGGUUUGAACUGAUCAUUUUUAAUUCCAAGAAUUUCAAUAAUGUUUAGCAAUAACAUUUAGAACCUUACCCCUUUUUUCAGUUUCUCAAUUCUAUUUUCAGAAUUAAAAUAUUGGAUGUUUGACAAAACAUCCCACAGUGUCUUUUUGUGUUGUCCUAAAGAAAAAAGGAUUUUAUACAGAAAAGCAAACGAAUUGAUCCAAUAAUCUCAUUCAGUCCUUUCUUGAAAGAAGCUGGGUAGCCUGUUCUGCACUCCCACUACCCAAUGUGUACAGACAAACCUCCUGUUCUCAGUUUUAAAUGCAUUUCCACAUAGUUUCCCCCUUUUGACCACUGACAGAUAUUAAACUGUUUAUUCUGAAAAAAUAUUUACUAGUUUGUGCCUUCAAGGAUUUCAAAUCCAGCCAUGGUUUUCUCUGUUAAAGACUUGAGCCUGACAACGUAGAACAUUCCUCUACACCUUUGAAUGCAUCUGGUUGCUCAUUACUUAAUUUAACAAUUAAUGUUGAAUAGCAGUCAGUUGUUGUGCACAUUAGUCUCACAUGCCUCUCGGACAAGGUCUUGUGACCCAUCCUCCUUCCACUGUUACUUUAUCUGUGCCGAUGUUUAGGAGGAAUUCUGACUCAGAGACAUUCAGUCUUAAUGCCACAGAUAGCUGCUCUGAGCAUUGGCUCCUCAGUCAAGCACAAACAUCAAAUGUCUUUUCAUUUCUAUUCACAGCAAAGUUCACCCCUGCAUUCUUGGGGAUACACAAGUAUUGGUUCAUUCCAUGCAUACAAUUGUUAAGCGUAGGAUUGCACCAAUGUGAUCUCAUUCAGAUACCUGAGGAUAAUAUGGGUUCAACCUGUAUAACAAGCUUGAUCCAGGGGUUAUUGAGACACUGGCCAGACUGCCACACGCAUGGGCAGGAUGUCUAUAUUAUUGAUGACUUCAGGCACAUGUGAGGGUGCAAAGUGGUUAAAGAAGACAUUCUAACCAGUCAUCAUAGGAGACUCAAGAUGACUGCCAAGUUUGGAAUUGUCAGCAUGAAAAUUUUGUCAACAGAAAUAGUUUGAGAUUUGAGAAGAAGAGUACAAUGCGUAAGGCAACUAAUUGGCUUAAUUCAGGAGCCUUUUAAAAAAAAUCAAGGAUGAUAUCUGCCAAGUUUGCAAUUGAGUUCUUAAACAGUUUUUGGUGGAAAUAGUUGAUGUGUGAUGUAACACUAUUAACAGGUAAACACCUAAAGCCAAAAAUAACAUCUCUUUGAUGUAUGAAUGAUUAUUGACCAUCCAUAAUACAUAACAUCAUAUGUUAAAAUCCAGAACUGUAAUCUGGAUUCCAGUGUAUAAUAAAAUGAACACUUAAUCAC